Molecule: messenger RNA, 960 nt
Organism: Lactuca sativa (garden lettuce)
Lineage: Eukaryota; Viridiplantae; Streptophyta; Magnoliopsida; Asterales; Asteraceae
Source: RefSeq, a predicted model, not a curated record
AUGAGCAAACUAGAAGCACAAACCCAAGGAAAAUUCCCAUCUCAGACUGAGAAAAACCCGAAGCUCAAUGCUUGUGCUGUCACCCUCAGAAGUGGUAAAAACUACAAAGGACCAGAUCAGCAAGAAGAUGAGGAAGAAGAGAUCGUGGUUGAGCAAGAAUCUGAGGCAACUGAAGAGGUGCAUAAAAAAGAUGGACCUGCUGAAGCUGAAGUGAAAAUUACCCCUCCUCCUUUUCCCUCAAGACUGAAAAACAUGAAAAAAGAAAAGGAAGAUAAAGAGAUUAUGGAUUUCAUCAGAAAGGUUGAGAUAAAUAUUCCCCUUCUUGAUGCAAUUAAACAACUACCCCGAUAUGCUAAAUUUUUAAAAGAGUUGUGUACUUCAAAAAGAAAAUUAAAAGGAAAUGAAACAGUUAAGUUAGGGAACCUUUCAGUGCCAAGAGCUAUGUUGGACUUAGGAGCUUCUAUAAAUGUUUUACCAUAUUCACUUUUUAAAACUAUCGGGGUAGGGCCCUUAAAAAGAACAGGAGUCAUCAUUCAGUUAGAUGAUUGUUCUCUGGUGCACCCAAAAGGUGUAUUGGAAGACGUUUUGGUUCAAGUGAAUGAACUCAUAUUCCCAGCUGAUUUCUAUGUUUUGGAUAUGGGAGAUGACGACUCACCAAAAUCAAGUUCCAUUCUUUUGGGGAGACCAUUUUUAAAAAAUGCCAGAACCAAAAUAGAUGUUUAUGAUGGUACCCUUUCAAUGAAAUUUGAUGGUGAAGUUAUCAACUUCAAUAUUUAUGAUGUCAUGCGUUACCCUGAUGAUGUUUCAACUCUUAAUUUCAUUGAUGUAAUUGAACCAUUAUCUGCAGAAUAUUUUGAGAUUGCUAACCGUGAGUCACUAGCAUUAGUGCUCCACAGAAAUUUGUCUAUUAAUGUAGCCCAAGUUAUAUCAGAAAAUUAUGUGGUUGAUAUAGAAGUUUAA